AUGGCAGACGAGUAUGACCCGCUCGACCCGCCGACCUUUGACGCAGCCGCCGAGGACGAAGAAGCCUACGACCCGACCGAGUAUGAGAACUACGAACAGCAAGACGCCGGCGACGAAGACGAUGACUACGACCCCUCGAGCUUCAACUUCGGCGGCGACGGCUCAGACCAGCAACCCACCCCCACAGAGCCAGCCCCCGCAGCUCAGGAAUCUCCCGCCCCAGUCGAGAAGGCCCCAAAGCCACAGCAAAAAGUCGCCGGAUUCAUAGUGGAAGAGAGUGAUGAUGAGCAAGACGAGAGCGCGCCACCACCGUCGCAACUCAACGGCACGGCUGGUGCGCACUCUGGUCUCGGCGCGGUGGCAGCCUCUGAGGCGCAGGAUGUAUCGUUAAGUAGUGCACCACAAGACACUGCUACUUCUAGCACAAGUCUCAAUGGGUCCACCACUGUUCAUGUCCCUGCAUCUACUUCUCCAUCACUUCCUGAUCCCUCAAUUCAGCAACCUCUUCCAGAACAGGGUAAGACCAUUUCGCCAGUCGCAUCGGCUCAGGCGUCUAUCGCUCCAACUCCGCAACCUCCAGUAUCCGCAGUUGCUGCAGCUCCUGCUCCGCCCACAACCCAGACGAAUGGCGCCACUUCACAACCACCGGCGAGACUCCCACAUGACAAAGUCGGACAGCUCGAGGAUCGUAUCAAGGACGACCCCAAGGGCGAUACUGAUGCCUGGAUGACUCUCAUCGACCAUUACACCGACAAGGGCCAGUAUGACCAGGUCAGAAAUGUGUACGAUCGCUUUGUCUCAGUCUUUCGAAAAUCGGCUUCGAUUUGGAAGAAGCGUAUCCUGAUGGAGAGAGAGCUGGAUGAGCGUGACAAAGUGGUCUCGCUGCUCGCGGCUUGUGUCACAACAGUCCCGAACGUCGACCUCUUCAAAAUCUACCUCGAUCAUGUGCGCCGAGUCAUGCCACUUCUGAAUGAUGAUGGCAACAACCUCGCCACCAUUGACCAGGCUUUCAGUCUGGCAUUCGAGAACAUCGGGACCGACCCAGACGCCGGUAUCAUCUAUCACGACUACAUCGAGUUCUUGCAAGAGACACCUGGCACUGUCGGCGGCUCAUCGGUCAAGGAUGGACAAAAGGUCGAUCGUCUCCGUGCAGCAUACCAGCGCGCCAUUCGAGUACCUCAUUCAGAGUCUGUCAAGUCGUGGAAAGAGUACGAGGCUUUCGAAAUGGGACUACACAAGGCUACCGGACGAAAGCACAUUCAAGAGCAGAGCCCCUUCUAUGUCGAAUCACGCAAGGCGAAGGUCCAACUUGACCAGAAGAUUGAAGGCCUCGAUCGCCAAUCUCUCCCUCGCUUGCCUCCGAUCUACGGCUGUGCUGGCGAGGAGGAAUUUGGCACGCAGGUGGAGAAGUGGCGAGGUUGGAUUGCAUGGGAGAGAGACGAGGAUCCACUGGUUCUGAAAGGCACAGAAGACGCUGUAUGGCGACAGCGUGUCCUGUACGCCUACCAACAAGCCACGAUGUCGUUGUACUUCUACCCAGACAUUUGGUUUGAAGCAGCGUCUUGGUGCUUUGCGCAAGGUGACGUCGGCUCGUUGUCAAAGUCAGGCGAACAAUUCCUCGAGCAGGGCAUUCUUGCAAACCCAGAGUCGGUUCUACUUGCGAUGAUGAAAGCGGAUCGUGUGGAGAGUAGUCUGGACUCCGGAAACACAGACGAGAUCCUCUUACGAAACGGUGACAGGCUCGAUGUUCCAUACGAAGCCCUGCACACCGCACUGUACGCUGUUAGGAAUAAGAUGCUGGAGAAGGACAAGAAAGCUGUGGCACAGAUUCACGACUACUUUGCCUCUUUACCAGCAGAAGACGAUGCGAUGCAGACUCAGGAGGAUGGUGACGAUGAAGACGCAUCAGAGCAGAGGGCGCAGACACGCGACGAGCAGAAGAGGGCUCAGCUUGAUGCUGUCAAAGCCGCCUCAACAAGCCAGCUGGACAUACUCAAGCGCACCAUCUCAUACGUGUGGGUCGCAAAGAUGCGAGCCUUUCGCCGUGUGCAGGGUCAAGGCCAACCGCAAAAGAAGGGUGGACCGCCGGCGGUCAAGGGUUUGAGAGGAAUCUUCCAGGAAGCUCGUCCGCGUGGCUUCAUCUCCAGCGAUGUCUACAUUGCAUCGGCGUUGAUCGAGUGGAACACCUACCGAGACACUUCGGCAGGGAAGAUCUUUGACCGAGGCUUGAAGCUCUUCCCAACCGAUGAGAUCUUCAUUCUCGAAUACGUGAAGCAUCUGGUAGCCGAAGGUGAUAUCACGAAUGCUCGGGUCGUGUUUGAGUCCACCAUCUCCAAAAUCACCAAUUCUGCCGACUUCACUCAAGAACAGAAGAGAGACAAGUGCCGGCUGCUCCUCGUGUUCAUGCACGACUACGAGAGCAAGUAUGGUGACCUUGCUCAGAUCCACCGCCUGGAGAAGCGCAUGGCAGACAUGUACCCAGAAGAGCCCGAUGUCAUGCGCUUCAGCAACCGCUUCUCGCUUCCUACGUUCGACGCAAUGCACGCCCAAAUCCUUCUCAGCCCAACUCAAGCGCAGCCCAAGACCGAGGUGCCCAUCAUCGUUGCACCUCCUGAGGCCAUGGCGUCGAUUGAAGAGCGAAUGAGUCCAAAAGCACCCGAGAUUCUCCUUGGACCAAAUGGUCCUUACGUCGCCAGCCCCAAGCGCCCUCUCGAAGACUCCGACACAGACACGCCUCAACGCAAGUUCAUGCGCGCCGAGUCGCCCCUCAAAGGUGCCGCUGGCGUACGCAUGCAAGGCAAGGCCACUACCACUGGCGGCGCGAGCGGUGGUUUCGCGACCAAGACCUUCGUGCCAGCCAACGUCGCCGCCGCACAAGCUCCCGCGCCUCCUAGUCCGCUACCACCCAUCAUCGACUGGUUCUUGCGCAUCCUGCCAAACGCGGCUGCCUACAACGGCGUCCGCUUCGACCCGGGCAAGUUGGUGCAGUUCAUGCCGACCGUCAACCCGCAGAACGCGAGGCGAUAG
Molecule: messenger RNA, 3027 nt
Organism: Zasmidium cellare ATCC 36951
Lineage: Eukaryota; Fungi; Ascomycota; Dothideomycetes; Mycosphaerellales; Mycosphaerellaceae
Exons: 2
Coding region: 1-3027 (1008 amino acids)
Biological process (GO): mRNA 3'-end processing
Cellular component (GO): nucleus
Molecular function (GO): protein binding; mRNA binding
Source: RefSeq, a predicted model, not a curated record